AUGUCAUCAGAUGCAGAUAGGUCUAGCGGACCUUCAAAACCAGAAAACGCCCCGCCCGACUCGCAUAUCAACCACGCCGCCUCAAUCAAAUACUGGAAUGGCGUCGCCGCGAAUUCCAAAACCAUGCUCGGCAUGCUCGGCGAUUAUCCCUGGUAUACACGGAUUGACUUGCGGGGAUCUAAAACCUUCCUAGCCAAAGUCCGACGGAUGGUACCCGGGUGUACGACGGAAGGAAAACUCAAGGCUGCGGUCGACUGCGGGGCGGGUGUUGGACGCGUGACAGAGGGGUUUCUUAGCCAUGUCUGCGAAGUGGUGGAUGCCGUGGAGCCCGUUGAGAAAUUCAUACAGGUUAUGCGGGAGAGCAAGCUGAAACCCGAGGGGGUAGUUGGGGAUAUCUACGUGAUGGGUAUUGAGGACUGGGUUCCGGAGAAGAAAUAUGAUUUGAUUUGGACUCAGUUCUGUGUGGGACAUCUGACUGAUGUACAAUUGAUUGAAUAUUUCCGCCGGUGUCGCAAUGCUCUGACGGAAACAGGGAUUCUCGUGGUCAAGGAGAAUCUUUCCACGGACCUGUUUGGGAAGGACAUGUACGACGAGGAGGACAGCAGUGUAACACGGACAGAUGACAAGUUUCGGGCCAUCUUCAAGGAAGUGGGAUUGACUGUCAUUUUGUCUGAACUACAACUGGGAUUUCCAAAGAACUUUAAACUCCUUCCUGUGAGAUUCUAUGCAUUGCGACCUAAGAGUUGA
Molecule: messenger RNA, 747 nt
Organism: Aspergillus ochraceoroseus IBT 24754
Lineage: Eukaryota; Fungi; Ascomycota; Eurotiomycetes; Eurotiales; Aspergillaceae
Product: N-terminal protein methyltransferase
Exons: 1
Coding region: 1-747 (248 amino acids)
Biological process (GO): N-terminal protein amino acid methylation
Cellular component (GO): cytoplasm
Molecular function (GO): N-terminal protein N-methyltransferase activity
Source: RefSeq, a predicted model, not a curated record